AUGAAUCUCUCCGCUUUCCGGCCCGUCUUCCGCUGCUCGGCCGCACCAUGGAUACAGCGACCGUCUUGCAAUUGGCCAACCCUCACACGGCCACAGCUCGAACAAAAGAAACCCAGCACACAGUCGUCCCCCUUCUCCUCUACAUGCCGGCUGCAAAAGCGCUCGAAGAAAGGUGGAGGCAAUGAUCCAAGAAUAACAAACAUCCGCUACCACCUCUCACACCCGCUCACGCCGCGGCCACUACACUUUUCGCGCAACCGCUCGCUGCGGCACUGGACCAUCCACCGCGCGUGGCUGCUCUUCCUGCGCAAGCGCCGGGCGGCCGAAGAAGGCGAGCUGGAGCGCCAGUACAACUGCAUGCGGGCUGCGUGCGAGCACCUGCGGCUUCUGGACGAUAAAGGGAAUAGGGUGGCGGAGCACGAGGCGGGGGGCCAGGGCCCGGAUGCGGGCAGGCUGGGCGUCAAGGGCAGGGACGUCGGCAGGUUGUAUCGUAGUGCUAUGCUUAAGAGGGGCGUCUGGGGGAGUGUGCCGGUCGAGUAUGCGAGGGUGCAGACGGAUUUUCCGCCGAGGGAGGGGUGGAAUCAUGCUUGGACGAGGAAUUAG
Molecule: messenger RNA, 603 nt
Organism: Bipolaris maydis ATCC 48331
Lineage: Eukaryota; Fungi; Ascomycota; Dothideomycetes; Pleosporales; Pleosporaceae
Product: mitochondrial 54S ribosomal protein mL40
Biological process (GO): mitochondrial translation
Molecular function (GO): structural constituent of ribosome
Source: RefSeq, a predicted model, not a curated record